Solanum dulcamara is the source of this 1668-nucleotide messenger RNA. Its product is annotated as transcription factor HHO3. Gene Ontology annotation, molecular function: DNA binding; DNA-binding transcription factor activity. The record is from RefSeq and is a predicted model, not a curated record. The transcript is spliced from 5 exons. Gene Ontology annotation, biological process: regulation of DNA-templated transcription. Lineage: Eukaryota; Viridiplantae; Streptophyta; Magnoliopsida; Solanales; Solanaceae. The coding region runs from base 227 to 1468 and encodes 413 amino acids.
CCCUUUAUUCUUUAAAUUACCAUUCCGGAUCUUUCUAUGCUUAUAACAAAACAAAUCAACUCUCUCAUUUAAAUGUUCUUCUUGGUCCUCUCAUUUCUCUCAUUAUAGCCUUCCAUAAUAAAUAAAUUAACAAAAAAAAUUGCAUACUUUCGCCUUAGGUCAACCAAAUCAUCACCACAAAAGCUGGAAAACUUCAAAGAAAGUUUUCUUUUCCUUUCCAUAGAAGAUGAUGAUCAACAACAACAGUUUCACAGAGAAAAUGGAGAGAUGUCAACAAUAUAUUGAUGCUCUUGAAGAAGAAAGAACAAAGAUUCAAGUUUUCUCUAGAGAACUUCCACUUUGUCUUGAACUUGUCACUCAAGCUAUUGAAACAUACAAGCAACAAUUAUCUGGGACAACAACAGAGUACAACCUUAAUGCACAAUCUACUGAAUGUUCUGAGGAUGAACAUACAUCUAGUGAUGUUCCUGUUUUGGAAGAAUUUAUUCCAUUAAAAAGAACGUUUUCUCAUGAAGAUCAAGAUGAAGAUGAAGAAAAUGAAUCUCAUAAAUCAAAAUCUUUUAUUAAUAACAAUAAUAAUAAUACUAGUAAUUCUACUAGUUCAAAGGACACCAAAAAUAAAAAAUCUGAUUGGCUUAGAUCUGUUCAGCUCUGGAAUCAAACUUCAGAUCCCAUUCCAAAAGAGGAAUUAACACCUAAAAAGGUGUUGGUUGUAGAAGUGAAGAAAAAUGGAAGUGGAGGAGCAUUUCAUCCUUUCAAGAAAGAGAAAAAUGUUGUCGCCGCCGCGGAAGAAACACCGGUAAUUAACGGUGUUACUCCAGCGGCGACAACUAGUUCCACGGCGGAAAAUGGCGGCGGAACUAAGAAAGAAGAUAAAGAUGGACAAAGAAAACAAAGACGGUGUUGGUCACCAGAGUUACAUAGAAGAUUCUUACAUUCCUUGCAACAACUUGGUGGCUCUCAUGUUGCUACUCCAAAACAAAUUAGGGAGUUAAUGAAGGUGGAUGGACUCACUAAUGAUGAAGUUAAAAGUCAUUUACAGAAAUAUAGAUUACACACGAGAAGACCUAGUCCUUCAUCAAUUCACAACAAUCACCUCCACCAAUCACCACCACAAUUCAUGGUCGUCGGAGGAAUAUGGGUCCCACCACCGGAAUACGCUGCCGCCAUAGCCGCUGCAGCACCAGCGGCCUCGGGCGAAGCGUCGGGAGUUGCCAACUCAAAUGGAAUCUAUGCCCCUAUUGCCACCCAUCCAAAGGGUCCACUCCAUGAUCAUGCAUCUGGAGGAACCCUAAAACAAUUAAGGCAACACAACAAGAAGUCGUCGCGCUCAGGGCAACACAACAAGAAGUCGUCGCGCUCUGAGCGCGACGACAGCUACUGUCACAGUGAUGGUGGCGACGUGCAUUCGAAUUCUCCGGCGACGUCCUCUUCUACACAUACCACUACUGCUUCACCAGCUUACUAAAAAAAGUUUAGAAUUUUUUUUGUAAUAUAUUUUAUUUUUCAUCUUUUCCACGAUAAAAGUAGAAAGUCAUAUAGAGUUAAUUUUUCGGUUUUCUAGAAGUAAAAAAAAUAACUUAUCGUAUUUAUUUGUGUCUUUAGUUUAUAUUUUAAAAAAUAUAUAUCUUUUGUGAUAUCUUUUGAGGAUCUUUCAGACGCAUUUUG